Messenger RNA from Clunio marinus, 645 nucleotides. NCBI's taxonomy places the organism in Eukaryota, Metazoa, Arthropoda, Insecta, Diptera, Chironomidae. The record is from the annotation of a GenBank genome assembly.
AUGGAUUUAUAUCAUAUUGUGGAUUCUCCCCCUUGUUGGAGUGUUAGAAUAACUGCUGCUGCUCUCAAUGUCAAACUCAACUUGAAGGAAAUGGAUUUACUCGAGAAAAAGAAUCAUCUUUCUCCAGAAUUCACUAAACUUAACCCACAACAAACAGUUCCUACGCUUGUGGUAGAAAAAGACUUUAUAAUGGCAGAAUCGCGUGCAACUAUUGCUUAUCUCGCUGAUAAGUAUGGGAAAGAUGAUUCGUUGUACCCGAAGGAUCUUAAGACCAGAGCAAUCGUCAAUCAGAGAUUAUUUUUUGAUAUCGGGACACUAUAUGACAAAAUCUUGUAUUAUUACUUUGCUAAAUUUUUCAACAAGCAGCCGGAUCCACAAGAUUUGAAAAGAUUUGAAAAGGCUCUUGGCGUCCUGAACACAUUUUUGGAAGGGAACAAUUAUGUUGCAGGAACCAAAACAUUUACUAUCGCUGAUAUUUCUCUUUAUUCGUCUUUAAAAUGUGUCACUGUUUUUAAUUUUGAUUUCUCUCCUUAUCCAAACGUAAAGAAAUGGUUGAAGUUGAUGGAUGAAAAAGCACCAGCUAAAGAAGUCAUCACUGAAGGACUCAAAGAAUUAAAAGCACUACUUGAAACGUACAAUGCCUAA